Rotaria sp. Silwood2 is the source of this 2870-nucleotide messenger RNA. Lineage: Eukaryota; Metazoa; Rotifera; Eurotatoria; Philodinida; Philodinidae. The record is from the annotation of a GenBank genome assembly.
UAGGAAGGGCAGUAUAUUUCAAUACUUUUUCGUUUCUCCCCUCAAUCAUGUUCUUACCUGUGUAUUGCGUUUUUUAACAUCAUUUCUUAUACGGUGGUAUACUUGUUGCACUUUGUCGUUAGUGAUGAUUUGUCAUAUGUCGUGUAUCAAUAUUUUUUUUACUCUAUAGUAUCACUAUAUAUAAUCAAGAGAAAUUCGAUAGUUAAUAGUUUAUGUUGCCUUAUUUGUAUGCUAUGUUUCUUUUUUGGUUAUUCUGUGUUCUAUUGAUUAGAACAGUGUCUGGAUUACAAGGCACUCUUUAUCCUUUUGCCAACGAAUCUAUAGAUACUCCGAUUGUUUCUACGACAUCCGGUAGAUUUGCUGGUUUAACUAUUCGUCAAACGAAUGUGUGGAUUGGAAUUCCUUAUGCUGCUCCACCUGUUGGAUUACUUCGCUGGCAAAAAGCACAGCCUUAUGUGAAAAAUGACAGUCAAAAUGAUACAGUCAGGAACGCCACCUAUUACAGUCCAUCAUGUCCUCAAACCAUUCGAGAAGGAGGUUCCUCGGGUCCAUUUGAUGAAGAUUGCUUGUAUCUAAAUAUUUGGGCACCUCAUACUCCACCUCCAUCAACAUCAACUGGAUAUCCUGUCAUGUUAUGGCUUCAUGGAGGAGCUCUUCAAGAAGGUAGUUCAACACAAAUAGUUUAUGAUGGACUUAGUUGGACAAAUACUGCUAUUCAAGCCAAUAAAUCAUUUAUUAUGGUCAGUAUAAAUUAUCGUCUCAAUGUUUUUGGAUUCUUUGCUCAAUCGGCUUUGAUUGAUGAUAAUGGUCAAACAAUUGCAAAUCAAGGGCUUAGUGAUCAACGUAUGGCAAUGAAAUGGAUUCAAGAUAAUAUUGGAUAUUUUGGAGGUGAUAAGAAUAAAAUUACUCUAGCUGGUCAAUCCAGUGGAUCUACGUCAGUUUGUAUUCAUAUGGUAUCACCAUUAUCAGUUGGUUUAUUCCAUGCUGCAAUACUUGAAAGUGGAUCUUGUGACACUGUACCUUAUAUGUUUGAUAAACAAUUUCUUUAUUCAACAGCAAAUGAUCUUGCCUUGCGUGUUGGAUGUAAUAUGACUGAUUCGAUUCAACAAUUAGCUUGUUUACGAACUAUCAAUAGUAGUUUACUCUUUACUACUGCAAUUAAUGUAUCCAUUCCACUAUUGACAUCUCCACCUUUCAAAGAUCAAAUUAAACUUGGUCAAGUAUUUCCUUUUAAUGUGAUCUUUGAUGGAAUAGAAAUACCUAUUCAUCCACUACAAGCCUUUUUAUCAGGUGCUUUUAAUCAUGUACCUACACUUCUCGGAGCAAAUCAAGAUGAAUUUGUUCUACGUCUUCUCUACGAAGAAUAUUUCCAUCCACCGAUCAAUGCUGAAGAUUAUUUAACUCGUGUUCUACCAACUGCAACUUAUAAUCAAUCGGAUAUUGCAACUCGAUACAAUCUAAGUGUAUUCAAUGGCAAUUAUUCGGAAGCAUUCAUCGCUUUAAUGUCUCAAGGAAUGUUUCUUUGUGCUACUCGUCGUAUGGCUGGAUAUAUAGCCGAACAACCAACUUAUCUUUACACAUAUAAUCAUGCACCAGAAUUCUAUUUCUUAUCAUUACCAAGUCUCAUUGUUCGACCUGGUGCAUAUCAUUCAUCUGAAUCUUUGAAUCUAUUUCAAACAUUAGCACCUUCACUUUAUGGAAAUCAGAUGUUUUUACUCGAUGAAUUCAAUUUAGCAACAUCUAUUCGUAGAUAUUGGACAAAUAUGAUAACGAAACAUCAACCAAAUGAUGAUGAUAAUAUGAGUCCAAUAUGGCCUCAAUACUCAUCUUUAACAGAUCAAACUAUCGUUCUAGAUAAAAACAUAACCACUGCUACAUUUAGUGAUAUUUAUCCAAAUUGUGAUAUUGUAUCUGCUGGACAUGUCAAAAUAUUUGGUGAAUAUCUUGGUUUCAAUGCUACAUGUACUGCUGGAAAUCAGUGUUUUAUGAUAAAUUCAACAUUAUUUACUAGUACGACAAGUCAAACUAGUUUCGUUCAUUUUGCGAAUAUGACUUUGGAUACAAAGCCAGAUAAUGCAAGUAAAAGUUUGAUUUAUUGUCAAUGUGAUAAGUUGUUUCUUUUUGUUUUAUAUUUUGUAUUUUUUUUGUUCAUUAUUCAAUAAUUAUUUCAAAGAAAAAAGCAAUACCAAACUCUUGAUUUAAUACAUUUAAACCCCAGAUUCAUAGUUUGAAAAUUAUGUUUUUGACAGUGAUUGGUAAAAUUUUUAGAUAACCAUUCAAAUUAGAUUUUUUUUUCUUCGCAAAUGUUCCGUAAAACCCGAAUUCAGAUAGACAAAACAAAAAGAAAACAUACGUUAAAUUUUACCCAGCAAAAAAAGAUUUUCUAAGUAGAAACAUGACUAUUUUAUGAUAUUCACCAUUGAUUAUAGCAAUAAUUAAUAUUUUCAAUAGAACUAACAUACUUUUUGAAAGUAAGUUAACAUAUUGUGAAUAGAUAGUCCUCAAAACCUGCUGCAAGUGUGUAAUUAAAAUAUACAACACGACGAGACUAUUUAAAGCAUAAACAAGGCCUAUGGUAUUUGUGAGUGUAGGUAUGGGCCUGGGUCUGGAUGGUUGUGGGUGUGAAUGUCCGUCUGGGUAUGAAUGUGGGUGCGGAUGUUAGUGUAGGUGUCGGUGUGAUUGUGGAUGAAGAAAGGACACAUAUCCACACAGCCCAGAGCUGUGGAAAAUACUCGAAGUACUUGUACUUAAGGGUAUCGGUACUCAUACACGUACUCGAGGCUCUUAUAUUUAACAGUUUUGAUGCAUAGUAUUUUUUAUGGAAGAUUUCUCUUGCUUUGUGGUGUUCAAACGUGAAGCGAACUGUUGAC